ACCCCUGUGUGAUAUUCACACAGCUGUGCGUCUCAGACCCUUGUGUGUGUAAAAUGAGCUGUGGACUUGAUAGUAUUUCCCUGUAUUUGCAUUACGCUCUUAUGUUGUUGAUGAUGAUGAUUGCAGUGUCCUGUCAAGUCGACCUGCAGCUUUGUUUGCUUGUGUUUCAUUCAGAGUGUUUUCUUUAAAUAAUAAAGAGAUGGCCAGGGUGUGCGAUAGAUAAAGCUGAUCAUGACAUCUUUAUAUAUCAUGCCUGUUGUGAAGCAUCACGCUCUGUUAGACUACAGUAAACACAAUAUAGUUUGUCUUAUAUCUUGAUUUAAAUGUGCUACAGCAGUGUUGUGCAGAAAAGAAAGUGAAAACAACAGCAACAAUAAUAAUUAGAUUAUUAUUGUUAAUAAUAUUAUUGUUAUUAUAUGGCAGAAAGACAAUUAAAAAACCCUUGAAAUAAUUAAUUGCCCUCUUAGAUAUGCUUAAUUGCAUGUGCAAAGAAUACCAAUAACAAUAUGUAAAUUCGAAGGGCACUCGGUGGAGUGCAUACCUCUGCCAAGCCACAUAUUAGAAUAUCCAGAUGUUUACUAAUCCGGGAUGUGGAUCCAUAUAUGUAUAUGCACUUUUCGUGAAAUUUGACCAAUACUUCCCCUGUUAAAGUUUUCUGGAUCCAGAAGAAGAUACAGAUCACUUCCAAAAGUUAACCAGUGGUUGGGGUGGAUUUACUGCCCUCCACUUUGCAGCUCUUCAUGGGAAUCGGUCAAUAGCUGAACUCCUCCUGAACAGUGGUGCUGACCCCAACAUACCCUGUGAUGCUGGACAAACCCCCUUUCACUUUGCUUGCCGACAUGGUAACAUCAGCAUCAUGCACAAAAUGUUGCAGCAUGGUGCAGACCUGCGCAUUGUAGAUCAGCAGGGGAAAACAUCACUGCAUCAUGCAGUCAGUGGAGGAAGCAUUGUUGCCAUGCAGUACCUCUGGGAGACGACCAUGUUCCAAUUCUCAGACACUGAUAACUUCUUGGUCACUCCACUACACAUGGCGGCGGCCACCGGGAAUACAGAUGUGGUCCGGUAUCUGCUACGAGAAAAUAGGUGUUUGGCAGAUGCAGUGGACCACCAGGGGGCAACAGCGCUGCACGUAGCUACUGAGAAAGGCGCAAUUGAAGUGUGCUGGUUAUUACUGCGCAGCGCUGGACUCCACAUUUUACACAUGAAAAACCAUACUGGUCUCACACCUUUAGACCUCUGCAGUCGCGGAACGACUUUUAGACAUCAGCAGCUCACCAAAAUGUUAGUGCAGCUCAUCAAUAAACCAAAGGAUCAGAAGCCCAGAGAAUCAUAUGUGAUGUACUACUGGACGCUUCUUUUGCCGAGUAUCAGUGGGGCAGUGGUGCUGCUCAUAGCUGCGGCACUGGGAGAAAACGGAGGCGUGCUCUGUGGGCUGUUCUUUCCCUUGCUGGCAAAAGUCACCUUGUCUCAGUACCACAGAAUGAGUGACUAUCAAAGGUUACCAAAUCCCAUCUAUCUUGGAACUUUGAUUGCAGGCAUAAUUCAUACCUUAAUCUGCUUUUACUGUAGGAUUCUGCCUAAUAUUUGGCCAGCUUAUGCUCUCUUACAUGUGUCAGUACUCCAUUUCUCUGUGGUUCUCUGGCUUUUCUGGAAGCUUCUAACCCAGGACCCAGGACGACUACAGGCAGCUGAUGCAGAUCCUAGAUUCUCCAGCAUAGCAGACUUGGUGGAGUCUAAUCAGAAUCCAAGUCAGUUCUGUAUUUAUUGUGAGCUGUUCCAAGUGGCCAACUGCAAGCACUGUCGUCUGUGUGACCUUUGCGUCAUGGAUUAUGAUCACCACUGCCUCUUCCUAAACCGCUGCGUGGGCCAGAACAACCACCGUGUCUUCUUACUCUUCGUCUUGGCCAUGAUAGUGGCUCAGCUCUUCUUCGUCAGCACUGCUGGGUAUUACCUUCACUGGAGGUCGAAGGUGGAGGAGACCUGGAGCUGGAGCACAGUAGCAAUGAGAGAAGCGUGGGUUCUCCUGCUUCUCAUAAUCAAUGCACUCUCUGUCUUGUGGGAGACCUGGCUGCUCUCUGAGCAGUUUAAUGCCAUCUCCACUGGAACCACCAUAUACUUCAAACAGUGUCACCAUAAGAAGUCUUCUUGGAGAAAGCGUGUGGCCACAGUUCUUUUGUUUCUGGUUGAAGGAAAGAAUUUGAGGUGUCGAAAUCAAAAUACUGUUGACAUUUAGUUUCCACAUAGACAGCUGCUUUGCAAUAAUGUUUAUUAAUUCAUUAAGACUGAGGAAUAGCUGCUGUUGGUUUUAAUUGGUGCAGUGUUUUUAUUUUUUUAUUUUAACUGGACAAGUAUCACUGUGUGCUUCUUACAGAGGAGGCAUUUCAUCUUCUUACUGUUUAGUACACCACCGUUGUUUUCAUGUUGACAGAAGAAUUAGUUUUAAUUUUUCACUGACCCAUUAACUUUAUUUAAAGCUAUACGGCCUUUCGAUUUCAUAAAAUCGGUGAAAUUUGGUCACUGUGAUGCAUGUUUAUUUCUGCAAUAUCUCCAAGAAAAAAACCAGGCCAUCCUGUGGCUGGGAAGUUAUUUAAUUUGAGGGGAUUCCCUAGCAAAUAAUGUGCAUAAAAUCGCUUGCUUCACGCAGUCAAGCAGACAGAGGAAGUCCGUGUGCGCAUGCGCAGGUUUACCACCACCUUCUUCUUUUGGGUUUUACGGCAGCUGGCAUCCAGUGUUGCGUUAAUGCCAUCUAUAGGUUAACCUUUGACCGUGCACUGAGAGUUACAUCAUUCUGUCGCUAAACGAACAGCUGAUCACACCGAGGUGCUCGCUGACCGCCGAUAUUUAUUAGUUUGGUCCUGCAUUUCCUUUCCUUCGCAACAUAAUGUCUUUUCUUCUCAUUUUCCGUUACUGAAGUCGGUCUUUCACGUUUCAUUCGCGUCCUCCAUUUUUCUCUCCUGUUUCAAAUUUGUAUCCCACAAUGCCUUGCGCGAACAGAGAAAGCCCACCACAUGAAUGACGUAGUAUCUUGAGUUGGGUCAUGGUGAAGCAAGAAAAAAAUAGCGGAGAAUUUAGGGCCACGUGGCCCUAGAUUCAUUAAUUGUUCUAUUUAAAAAAAAAACUAAUAAAAUUAGAAGUCUGUGAUUCGAAUUCUGUAGCUUUCGGUCCACUAAAUAAAAAUAAUUGGGUGUUGGGGAAAAUUCUUUUUAUGACCUAAAUUUGAAAAAUCUGAAAGGUAGUCUAGCUUUAAACUGUUCAUACACCGAUCAUACACCUUUUAAAUAUUUUAACACAACAUGGCCUCUUUGAAGUCUUAUAUUCUCUGAAUGUUUGUUAAGGAUCAAAUUAACAGGAUGGAAUUAGGUAUACUGAGCUUACACCUGCAGUCUUUGGCACUUGAUCAGGUCCAGCCACCAUAUAGGUGCACUUGGUAGGUAUAAAUUAAUUCACUGACUGUAGCCCAUCUGCAGCUAUGCAGUUUUCCAGCCAAGCUCUUUUCAUCAGUGGAAAGGGAUCACUAUAGGACCACUGCUAAUCAGACAUUAUUUGCAUGGUGGAUUAUGCUCAACCCAGCAGUGACACUGACAUGCUCAGUGUACCAGAUGUUUAUUAGGGGUGUAAUGCAAUGGUAUUAUUGGGGGCCAAGCAGCAAAGCUGCGCAGGCACCCAUAGGGAUUCUACUGUUUCUUAUUAUUCAACGUUCUUCUGCCUCUGCGUCUCUAUGGCAACCCCUAGAACCGUCUGGCGAAAGUUGUGAAAUUUUGCACACUGAUUCUUGACAAACUCAAGGUUCUUCUCAGCAAGUUUCAAGUCACCACCUUAAACUGUCUAGCGCCACCAACAGGUCAAAGUCGCAGGUACAUUUCUGCUUGUAACUUUUGAACCGUUGGUCCGAUUUUCAAAAACUUGGUAUCCCUGGAAUCCUUGGGCCAAGACGAAUCCAACGCACCCUAUGACGUCAUUUUCCUCCAGGAUAGUUUUCCCGCCAUUUUGAAUUUUGUGAAAAUCAAUUAAAAUGCUUCUCCUCCCUCAAUUUUUGACCAAUUUCUCCCAAACUUGGUACAUAGCAACUUUUGACUAAGCUGCACAAGGGCGUUACCCGGUGUUUUGAAUUUCAUAAGCGUUUGGCCGUGGCAGCCAAUCAAAAUUUGCAUCUGUGCAGCCAAACAGGAAGUGUGCUCAUAUCUCGGCCGCCCUUUGGCACAUCUUAACGAAACUUGGUGGCAUUAUGCCCCACCCUUCCAAAAAGGCCCACAAAAAAUUUGGAACAAAUUGGCCGCUAGGGGGCGCUAUAACUAGGAAAAAUGACUUUUGGCUCAUAUCUCAUGAUGCGUUUUGGGUAGAAACAAAAUUCCACUAUCUCUGGAAUCCUUGGGUCAAGACGAAUCCAUCGCACCCUGUGACGUCAUAUUCUGCCUUGAGGAUUUUCUGCCAUUUUGAAUUUUGUUAAAAUCAAUGAAAUUCUAUGGCAACCCAUAGAACCGUCUGACCAGAGGUUGUGAAAUUUGGCACACUGAUUCUAGGCUGCCUCAAGGUUCUUGUCAGCAAAUUUCAACUCACCACCUCAAACUCUCUAGCGCCACCAACAGGUCAAAAUUGGAAGUACAUUUCUAUUUGUUACUUUUGAACCGUACGUCUGAUCGUCAAAAUCUUAGUAUCGCUGGAAUCCUUCGGUCAAAAUGAAUCCAGCACGCCCUAUGGUGUCAUAUUCCACCCGGUAGAUUUUCCGCCAUUUUGAAUUUUGUUAAAAUCAAUUAAAUUGCUACUCCUCCCUCAAUUUUGGACCAUUUUUUCCCCAAACUCACUGCAUAACAUCUUUGGAGUAAGCCACACAAAAGUUAUCCAAGGGAUUUUUGAUUUUCAUAAUCGUUUGGCUGCAGCAGCCAAUCAAAUUUGGCUACGAAGACACAAAACAGGAUGUGAGCUCAUAUCUCGGCUGCCCUUUGAUGUAUCUUAAUGAAACUUGAUGGCAUUAUGCCCCACCCCUCCAAAAGCGCCCACAAAAAAUUUGGAACAAAUUGGCUAAUAGGGGGCGCUAUAACUAGUAAAAAUGCGUUUUGGCUCAUAUCUCAUUGUGUGUUUAGAUUAGGAACAAAAUUCAAGUACCUUUAGGAAUCCUUUUGCCAGGACAAAUCCAACGCCCCAUGAAGUCAUAUUUCACUUUGUAAAUUUCCGCCAUUUUGGAUUUUGUUGAAAUCAAUAAAAAUGUUACUCCUCCCUCAAUUUUUGACCAGUUUUUCCCAGACUUGGUACAUAGCAUCAUUGGACCAAGCCGCACAAAAGUUAUGCUUAGUGUUUUGAAAUUUUAAAACUGUUUGGCCACAGCAGCCAAUGAAACGCAGCUGCGAAGACGCCAAACAGGAAGUGAGCUCAUAUCUCGGCAGCCCUUUGAUGUUUCUUAACCAAACUUGGUAGGAUUAUGCCCCACCCCUCCAAAAGGGCCCAUACCAAAUUUGGUGUGCAUUGGCCAUUAGGGGGCGCUAUAACUAUACAAAAUGUGUUUUGGCUCAUAUGUCAUUGAGCUCAUAUCUCAGCAGUCUUUUAGCAUACAUUUACCUAGAAAUUCACCAUAAAGUUGGUAGUCUUUUACCUCAAAGUGGUUGCAAAUAGCAAUUACUAUAACUGAAAUCAUUGAAAAAGGUUGUGACACUUUGUAUUUUUUAAAUAAAAACAAAAUACUAUCAUUUUCAAAACAUUCAAUCCGUUUACAAGAUGGAGAAUUGUGCAAAGACAACAUACCAGCUGUUAAAGCCUAGCCAAAUUUAUUGUUUUGAGGGAAAUAUGUGCUCAUUUAAAAUUUGAUACAUGCAACAAAUCUCAAAAAAGCUGGGACAGGGCCAAUAAAAUCAGCAAAUGACCUUGUAUCUCAGUCAAACGAUGGUAUAUCGACAUGAAACUUCUUGUGGGUGCUCGUGACCAUCUGUCUGGCCCAAAUGCAUUCUGCUGGCCUGACGACUAGGCUCAUAUUCUGCUUGGCCCCCAUAUUGCUGCUUGCAGCUAUAUUUUGUAUAUGUAUUUGUAUAUGUUCAGUGCUACAAAUGUUCCAGUGUGUAUCUGUAUUCAAAUUUAUACUCAAUGUGGUCAUGGCCUCAUAGGCAACAGCUUUUUUUUUUUGUUGUAAACCACUAAACAUAAAUAA
Neoarius graeffei (lesser salmon catfish) is the source of this 6136-nucleotide messenger RNA. RefSeq lists its product as uncharacterized. Gene Ontology annotation, cellular component: Golgi membrane. Gene Ontology annotation, biological process: protein palmitoylation. The record is from RefSeq and is a predicted model, not a curated record. Gene Ontology annotation, molecular function: palmitoyltransferase activity; protein binding. The coding region runs from base 857 to 2233 and encodes 458 amino acids. Lineage: Eukaryota; Metazoa; Chordata; Actinopteri; Siluriformes; Ariidae. The transcript has 10 exons.